UUUUCUCUGACAACUGGAUUGGUGCACUCUCUACCAUACAAAAGUUGUUCUAUAUAUAUAUAUACUAAAAUGCUAGUAUGUAGUAAAUUGAAAGGAACAAAGAGCUUGAGGUUUCAAAUCAAGCAGAUAAUAGCGUCUGUUCUUCUCUUUCCUCUUUACCAAAAAAAGAAAGAAGUUUCUGCAGAGCUCUGCUAGCAAUUGGUUCACAUCUCAAAAGAGAAAACUAGCAAGGGAACAUAUCACAACAGAGAGAGAAGAACAAAAUGCUGCUUAGGAGUUCUUCAACACCAGUUCUUGGAUCCCUCCUCUCUUCCUUCUCAGAAACUCCCAACCACCACCACCACUACCACAACUCCGACCCCUACGCCACCCUCAAGCACCCACCGACCGCCGUGCACCAGAAGCUCUCUUUUCACCAUUCCGGGCCCCUAAACUACGCACAAUUUUCGAUCAACUCCUCUCCCAUCUCUCCUUCCAUCUCUGAUCUAUCUGUUGGUACCAACAAUGGGUUCCGAAGAGCUCAGUCUGAAGGAAAUCUGGAAGUAUUAAUAGCCAGUGAUCCUUGCAAAAGUGAUGAUGAAUUCAGUAUCAUUCCAAAACCGCCCAAGAAGUUUAUUUCGCGGAGACCAAAUUGGUCCCAUUUGGAAACAAUCCCAUCUUUUCAUUCUCACAAUGCGAGGAAUAGGUAUGAAGAUGACAUCGACAGUGAGGAGGAAGAAGAAGAUGAGCGGUUGGAGAGAGAAGAAUUUGAGGGAACUAAUGGUGGGUGUUUUCAGAAUUCAAUGGAAGGAGAGGAAAAAUACGUGGGCGUGAGAAACAGGGCACUGAAUUUGGAGAAACAGAGUAUGGGUUUGGAUGAGGAAAUCAGACUUCUGGUAAAAGAGCAUAGUGAUCCAGAGAUGUAUCUUGCUGGAGGGCUUGGGGUUGACAGUUUUGAUAUCGGUUUUGGUGGAGGAAGUCAUCAUAACAAUGGUGGUAGCGGCGGUUGUGGUGGUGCUGCUGGUGGAGGUAGCGGCGAGGGGAACCAGCCCGGCGUUGAGGAGCAUUACAAGAGGCUGGUGGAGGAAAAUCCAGGCAAUCCUUUGUGCUUGAGGAAUUAUGCUCAAUUUCUAUAUGAAUCCAAAGGAGAUCUAAGGAGGGCAGAGGAAUAUUACUCCAGGGCAAUAUUGGCAGAUCCUAAGGAUGGUGAUGUACUGUCUCAGUAUGCUAAACUGGUGUGGGAGCUCCAUCGUGAUCUAGAUAGAGCUUUAAGCUACUUUGAACGAGCAGUUCAUGCCGCCCCUGCGGACAGCCAUGUUCACGCGGCAUAUGCUAGUUUCUUGUGGGAAACAGAGGAAGAUGAGGAUGGAGACGAUACCUGCGUUUUGCCCUCACAUUACCAAAAUGGAGCCAUGGCUUCUGCAACAACUGGAGCCUUAUUUGAUUAGUUAUAAAACUAGAAAUGCUGUCAUUAUACUCCAGUUCUUGCUGGUAUGGUCUCCCCACAGUUGGAAGUGUAACAAAUGAUUGUAAAAAGGAUUUUACAUUUUAUCAUAAGGUUAUAUAUACUCCAUAUUAGAAUUC
Molecule: messenger RNA, 1563 nt
Organism: Rhododendron vialii
Lineage: Eukaryota; Viridiplantae; Streptophyta; Magnoliopsida; Ericales; Ericaceae
Exons: 5
Coding region: 264-1427 (387 amino acids)
Biological process (GO): RNA processing
Molecular function (GO): protein binding
Source: RefSeq, a predicted model, not a curated record